Molecule: messenger RNA, 2905 nt
Organism: Acipenser ruthenus (sterlet)
Lineage: Eukaryota; Metazoa; Chordata; Actinopteri; Acipenseriformes; Acipenseridae
Exons: 7
Coding region: 94-1404 (436 amino acids)
Molecular function (GO): NADP binding; N,N-dimethylaniline monooxygenase activity; flavin adenine dinucleotide binding
Source: RefSeq, a predicted model, not a curated record
CCCCCCCCUUCUUUUGCCUCAACGCUGGACUCAGCAGGACUGUAAACUUGCAAAGUUGUCGACCGCCAUCGUUUAAGGAAAAAGAAACGGAGGAUGCGUUCAGGGAAGUUGCACGUGGCGGUUAUCGGUGCCGGGGCGGCAGGUCUGUGUGCCGCGAGACACAUCCUGGCACGGGGAGGCUCCUUCUACCCCCCCACGGUGUUUGAGCAGAGCGAGCGGGUCGGGGGCACCUGGGUCUACGAGGAGCGAGUCGGCAAGGAUCAGAGAGGCAGGACUGUGCACAGCAGCAUGUACCGGGACCUGAGAACCAACAUCCCGAAGGAGGUGAUGGCAUUCCCGGAUUUCCCGUUUGAGAAGCGGCUCCCCUCGUUCAUGCAUCACUCGGAGGUGCGGCGCUACCUGGAGCAGUACUGCCAGCACUACAGGCUGAGAGAACAUAUCCAGUUUGGCACCUCUGUGGAGUCUGUGAAGCUGGUGGUCACAAAGAAGGGGUGGCGUGGACUGGAAUGGGACGUGACCACCUCCGACAUGAUUGGUAAAAAGGAGACAACCACCGAGCAGUUUGAUGCAGUGAUGGUGUGUAACGGGCACUUCUCUGACCCUUAUAUCCCACCCAUUCCUGGCCUGGAGAAUUUCAAGGGCACUCUGAUGCACAGCCAUGACUAUCGCUGUCCGGAGCCCUUUGCUGGACAGAGUGUUCUGCUGCUGGGGGCCGGUCUCUCUGGGCUGGACAUCGCCCAGGAGCUCUCCGCAGUGACCAGACCUGUGACCCUGAGCCACAGCCAGCCCCCCCUACGCAGCCCUCUGCCCCGGGGGAUGCUGGAGGCCCCUGGGGUGCAGUGUGUGCUGGGGGACGGGGCCCUGGAGCUGGGGGAUGGGAGCCUCGUCCGGCCGGACGUCUUCAUACUCUGCACUGGAUACAACUUCACCUUCCCUUUCCUGGAACCAGGGGAGCUGAGGCUACAGCUCGGGAGCCACACGGUGUCCCCCCUCUACAAGCACCUGCUGCACACAGCCUUCCCCUCCCUCUCCAUCAUGGGGCUCUGCAGGGACACCGUCCCCUUCCCCCACUUCCACUGUCAGACCCAGUUUGCCCUCUCUGUGCUCGAUGGCUCCUUCACGCUGCCCUCGCGUGAGGAGAUGGACCAGGAGGUGGACACUGAGACCCGGAGGCUGCUGGACAGCAGUGUCCCACUGAGACACGUCCUGAGGCUGGACGCAGAGCAAUGGGAUUACAACAACCAGCUGGCCGCACUGGGGAACUUCCCAGCCCUGCCCCCCUACUGGAGGAGCCUCUACCAGGCGAACAAGGAGUUCAGAGCAACAGACCUGCUGAACUACAGGAGAUACAACUACCAGGUGCUGAGCGACACGGACUGGAGCGUGGAGAGACACCCGCAGUGAGAGAGAGACCCUCACACUGAGAGAGGGGGAGACACCCGCACUGAGAGAAAGCGGAGAGACACACACACACACACAAACUGAGAGAGGGGAGAGACACACACGCUGAGAGAGAGGGGGAGACACCUGCACUGAGAAGUUGGCUUCUUAUUUGCCAGCUUCUUAUUCGCAUCCUGCAAAUGUGACAUAAAUUGAAUAAGUAACUGGGGUAUUUCAGGGGUUAAAUCGCUCUGGGACACUUAUUUCAACGUUGAGACUCACAGAGGGUGAAUCCCUCUACGUCAUCCAUGCGUAUUUAUGCAUUAUUGGGUUUUGACUAAUUGAAUAAUUGACAGCUUUGCACACCUGAAUAGCACAUGUCUCUGCAAUGGCCAUCCUAUGGGUUUCUGUCUGUGUGGUUUUGUUUGUGCAGGAAUGGGGACACAUGUAGUGUUUGGAAAGGAGAGUAACAGAGGGAAGUGAAACGAGCCUGUACAUGGACUUUCCUGACGAUAAGUAUUCGGCUGGCCUAUGUGUGCCUGUUUAAACAAUGAGCCAGAGUGAAUUAAGAGUUUUAGCUUGUCGGUAGCUGAUUGGAGCCUAUGGUAUGGAAAGUAGAGAUAUUUUUUCCCUCACUCUGAAGUUCCCUCCCCUGCACAGAUAACGUGUCAAAUGUUUUGCAUUUUAAUUUUAUUUUUAUUUUAUUUAUUUACAGUGUUUUGUUUUAUCCUGUAUUUUAAGCCUGGUUAAAGAACAUCGUGAGAUACUGUUUGAUCUUGUCAAUGCAUGACGCGUACAAGCCGGGAGAUCUUUCUGAAUCGAUCUUCUGCGGGGCGGCCCGUUUCACAAUGUCCUGCGGUUGCGAUAAGCUUGCUAGAAGGUUCGGAAGACGCGGAGGUCGGCGCUGAGUGCGUUUCAUAAUGCACUCCGGGCCAUGCGUUCACUCUUUUGCGAUGAGUGAAAUCACUAACUCGGUAAUCAAUUGUAAGGCACAGUGACCGAUUAGUUGCGGGUGAUCACUGAUGCAGGUGUUGUAAAAUCCUUAUUCGGGGGCGUGUUAUAAUCAAGCUGCGUCUAGCCUCCUUGUUUUAACGUGUGGGGCAGGUAAUAACAUGGGGUGGCUGCUGCACACAGCUUUGUUGUUGCUGUUGUGAACUGUAGCUGAGACAAAUUGAGGAAAGUGAUUUCUGUGUCCGUGAUUUGGGGAUCUGGAGGGUUUAUUUUAUCUAGUGAGAAGGAGACGCUUGUCGCUAUAUUUGUCACUUGAGUUUGGUCCAUUUUAUUUAUUUCUAUCACGUUUCUAACAUUUAUUGUAGACAUUUAUUAUUAUUAUUAUUAUUAUUAUUAUUAUUAUUAUUAUUAUUAUUAUUAUUAUUAUUAUUCGCGUAAUAAUUGCUGCACGACAUUGCCGCCAGUUUAAAGCAAUGCAGUCUUCCCAAUAAUGUUAUUAUCAUACUGAAUAAAUCUGGACUUUUGGUAUAUGAUUGUAUUUAAUAAAUAAACCGUGUUUGUUUUUACAACUUAA